AUGCCGCGUGCCGCGUAUUCACCGCCAGGCCAUCCACACCCUCAAGGCCGCUCCCCACCGCGAAGGCGUCUGGAAUGGGCCGCUGAUGGCCAGAGUCCUAGAAGAAGUGUGGAAGGGGAGGAGGGCGAUUUUUAUGCGGGAGACCCGUUCAUCGACGAGCCAUUUGGCAUGAGUCCACUCACAGAAAGGGAUCUCUCCAUGCCCAAAGUGCCGAUAUCACAACGUAUCUACGACGUGGCUGUCCCCGGGAGGAGGACGGCCACAGGCGAUGUCUCGAUCACCUACAGGAAGGGGGAUGCCAAUGGGAAGUGGAUCAACUUCAAACGAAAAGCCGGCUCAUAG
Molecule: messenger RNA, 342 nt
Organism: Penicillium alfredii
Lineage: Eukaryota; Fungi; Ascomycota; Eurotiomycetes; Eurotiales; Aspergillaceae
Product: transcriptional regulator family TF
Exons: 1
Coding region: 1-342 (113 amino acids)
Source: RefSeq, a predicted model, not a curated record